AUCUCGACCAACACGAGCAGCAAUGUCCCCCGCAGGCCCCGCAGCGAGAAGCGGCCCAUCCCCGACGACCAGAAGGACGAGAAAUACUUCGAGCGCCGCAAGAGGAACAACCAGGCCGCCAAGAAGUCGCGCGACGCCCGCAAGGUCCGCGAGGACCAGAUAGCUCUGAGGGCGGCGAUGCUGGAACACGAGAACGCGGUGCUGCGUGCGCAGUUGGUGACCCUGCGGGAAGAGGCGCACAGUUUGCGACACUUGUUGCUGCAGCAGCGAGCACUCCCGGAAUCCUGA
Molecule: messenger RNA, 288 nt
Organism: Schistocerca cancellata (South American locust)
Lineage: Eukaryota; Metazoa; Arthropoda; Insecta; Orthoptera; Acrididae
Product: transcription factor ces-2
Exons: 3
Biological process (GO): regulation of transcription by RNA polymerase II
Cellular component (GO): nucleus
Molecular function (GO): DNA-binding transcription factor activity, RNA polymerase II-specific; RNA polymerase II cis-regulatory region sequence-specific DNA binding
Source: RefSeq, a predicted model, not a curated record